This is a messenger RNA of Myxocyprinus asiaticus (Chinese sucker), 669 nucleotides long. Its product is annotated as GTPase IMAP family member 9-like. Bases 1 to 669 code for a protein of 222 amino acids. The transcript is spliced from 2 exons. The record is from RefSeq and is a predicted model, not a curated record. Gene Ontology annotation, molecular function: GTP binding. NCBI's taxonomy places the organism in Eukaryota, Metazoa, Chordata, Actinopteri, Cypriniformes, Catostomidae.
AUGGAUCAAGAGCUAAGAGGGGUUGUUCUAGGUUCCCCAUCCUUGGAAAAAGCAUCAGUGAUUAACAGUAUUUUAGGUGAUGAAGUUGAGUCUGGCAGAUUCUUUAUACAGUCUGUUAAGCGAGAGAUUGAAGUGAAUGGGAGAAAGAUCACUCUGAUUAACACAACCUGCUGGUGGAAGGAGUACAGUUUGAAGGAUUUGCCAGAAGUUGUCAGACAGGAACUGGUGUGCAAUGUCUUCCUGUGUCCACCAGGACCUCAUGUUUUUCUGCUGGUCAUUGAUCUCAGUUUACAUUUUACCCAAGAGCACAGAAUCAGUAUUGAGGAACAUUUUGGUCUUUUUGGAGAGAGAAUCUGGUCAUAUGUCAUAGUGCUCUUUACACGAACAGUUUCACUGAAAGAUGAAUCCAUUGAGCAGCACAUACAGCGUCAAGGAGAAGAUCUGCAACAGAUCAUCCAGAGAUGUGGAGACAGAUACCACAUAUUUGAUAUUGUAAAUAAAGGUAAUGGAGUUGAAGAACUGCUUGUCAGGAUUGAUAGUGUUGUGACUGUAAACAAUGGCAAACACUUUGAAACUGAUGAUGAAAAACUACUUGAGAUGAAGAAAAAGAGAGAAGACAUCAGAGAGACAGCAAAAGCCAGACAAACAAUGGUGCAGGAAAAAAAAUGA